AUGACAUUACCUACUUCAGAGAUAGGAGACGCGCCCGUCGUUCCCAUCCUUUUCCUCGGAGAUCCAGGUAUCGGGAAGUCGACCUUACUUUCGUAGGUGCAUCGAGGCACAGAAGAAGAGACAUCGGUCCUUUCAAAUCUCCCAAUACAGAAACUGAUAUUCGAAGCCGUCUCGCGGUCGGACAUGCAUACACCAAACCGCUCCCUUCUCUCCACGACCUCGAUGAACCCCAUGUCUUCAACAUCAGGCUCUACGAUCGUCCAUAUCGAUUCGAGCUCUACGAUACAGCGUCUCCGACUAAUUACACCCUCCUUCGUCCUUCUGUAAUUGUGAUGUGCUAUAGCAUCGCAGAUCCUGCAUCCCUUUACAACCUCAAGACGCGAUGGAACUACGAAGUAGAAGAGCACUUCAACCAUGAUGAGAGUAUCCCGGUGAUCGUCCUUGGCCUGCAAAGAGAUGUACGAAAUAAGGAGGAUUAUGAUGGUCGUGUGCGGCGUUCCGAGCCAAUUCUGGAAGGCGAGAAAGAGAUGGACAGUGCGCCGCUGAAUGCCAGGACGUUUGUGUAUCCGCAGGAAGGUCUGCGAGUUGCACAAGAGCUGAGGAGCGACCGCUAUUGCGAGUGCUCCGCACUGACUGGCGAGCUCUGCAGAGAGGUCAUCGAGGAUAUUUCGAGGACGGCGGCCAAGACCACGACGGAGAAAGGCGGACGAAGCGACGGGACUCACUGUGUGAUGAUGUGA
Lecanosticta acicola is the source of this 740-nucleotide messenger RNA. The record is from the annotation of a GenBank genome assembly. Lineage: Eukaryota; Fungi; Ascomycota; Dothideomycetes; Mycosphaerellales; Mycosphaerellaceae.